Molecule: messenger RNA, 1036 nt
Organism: Cuscuta europaea
Lineage: Eukaryota; Viridiplantae; Streptophyta; Magnoliopsida; Solanales; Convolvulaceae
Source: the annotation of a GenBank genome assembly
UGUGAUCUACAACUUCUUCUUUGUCAGAAAGAUCAUAGCCCAUAUUGUCACUUUUGUUUUCUACUGUCUAGUAUUGCCUGCAACUGUUCUCAUCCCUGAGGUUCAAGUUCCUACAUGGGCAUGUGUCUAUAUUCCCACAAUCAUCACUCUUCUAAAUGCCGUUGGAACUCCAAGGUCAUUGCAUUUGCUAGUGUUCUGGAUACUUUUCAAGAAUGUGAUGUCCCUCCACCGGACCAAGGCUACCUUCAUCGGACUGUUGGAAGCAGGCAGAGUGAAUGAAUGGAUUGUAACUGAGAAACAGGGAGAUGCAACUGCUUUCAAGCUAAAACCAGCAGCAACACUAAAAUCAUCAUCAUUUAAAAAACCUCUGUUAAGGAUUGCAGAAAGGAUUCAUGUGCUAGAGCUUGCAACGGGUGCCUAUCUCUUCUACUGCGGAUGCUACGAUGUCGCAUUCGGGAAGAACAAUUAUUUCCUUUACCUCUUCAUCCAAUCAAUAGCCUUCUUCAUAGCUGGAUUCGGAUAUGUUGGCACAUUUGUUCAUAGUUCUUAACACAACAUUUGGUGUCACUCCUUGGCUGAUAAUGCAUAUGAAUCUUUUUGUGCUUGUCUUCAGAUCACCAGAUCAGAAGGACGGCAUCUUUCACCUGGCUGUAUUUUUUAUUCUUUUUUCUUUUCCAUAUAUUCUCAAUUCUUUCCUUGUAAAAUAGAAGAAAACUGGUUAUUUGGAUUAGGUUGUAAGUCAUAAGAAUUCAAGUUGUGGACCAAAUAAUGGAUGUAUUAUCCUUGUGUAUAUUUCAACAUUCAAAGGCAAUGUAGAUACAGAAAAGAUCUCAAAAGAUGCACUGUCACUCUCAGAAAGGAAAACUCAGCACGAGAAUAUAGUCAAAACAAAGAAGCAAUGAGCCCCUUCUUUUAGAUUGAAAUUCUUGUGAUUUUGUUAAUUUAAGCCGGAUCUAGUCUCUCUAAAUUGAUAUUGUUUGGUUUUGGAUUAAUACACGUUAUGUAAAUUUUAUUUUUGUGAAUAUACGUAGUAUCA